GAGAUAAGUCUACAUGCAACGCCGAUUCAUAGAUCUCUGCUUCACCCCUAAUUUCUGAUUUCCUGGCCGGUGUCCGGCGUCUUUGCCGGCUCCGUGCUUUUUUAAUUGCUUAUAAUUCUUUUCUUAGUCUUUUGUUUCUUUGUAAAACCAAAUCCUGUAUCGAUCACUCCAUCUGUCCUUCUUUGACGGUGAAUUUCGUUGGUCUCCGGUGGUGACCUAAGGAUUGAUUUGGCAAUGGAUUUGGAUAAUCAGUUGAUUCAAACGGUGGAUUGGCUUUCGUCAGUCUCCGGUAGUGUCGUUCUAUGCCUCUUAUUCGUGAUGAUGAUUGUGAUUAAGUCUGGACCAACGGUGAUGGUCUUUGAGGUUUUGGAUCCGUCAAACAUGAUUUCGAUCCAAACAGUUAGGAUGAAUCAAACGCAUUUUCAUUCGGUAAGAGUAGACUUCUUUUGUGAUUGGAAAGGCUUUUGUUUCCGCCAUGAGUCUCCCAUAGUGGAAACGGUUUAUUCAUGGUUCGUUGGAGUGGAUCGAUCUUACGAUUUCAUCCAAAUUGAGCCCGUAGUUAUCUCCGUGAAGGGUUUUUCGACUCUCCAUGAUGCCCGACAUUCCCCUAACCAUUUUGGUAAAGGGAUUGAGUAUAAACUUCUAACAACAUGUUGGUGUAUUGGUCGGCAAAUAUGGGAUCCCGGAAAAUCAAGUCUACAGAGAAGCAAUAUAUCAGUGAAAGAGAAGAUACCAUGUGUCAUUAAUCGGCAACGAUGUGUAGGGUGUUACCAAAAACGACCACCACGAAAACCGCCAUGGAAUCAACCCACAACGGAGGAUGGAGAUGCGAUUAUGAUGCGAAUCAGAAGAUCAGAUCAACAACAAGUAUGGGUUUACGCUACAAUCACAAAACUUCAUAUCUCUUUCUUCACGAGAGUUCCCAAAUCUAGGGUCUUGCGAUGUAACGGAUGGAUCGCAGACUUUGACUUUCGAAAGCGUAAAAGAUGGUGCAUCGAUAAAAAGAAGAUGUUUCCCAAGCUAGAGAGUCACACAAGAUUGACGGAUACGACGAAAGCAACUAAGCAUAUCAUUCGGAUUGCGGCGCUUGAACUUUUUUGCUUUUUCGUUACAAAUCUAUUUGAUUGUGUUCAUACCCUUAUGGUUUAACAAUCUUGUAUAAGGGUCUUGCUCCACGUUGGCUGUGAAGUUGAUGAUCUUCAGGUUUGGCUACACAUUGUCUAUUUGAAUUUUAGUGCUUGGUUUGGUUAAUUUCUCCGUUUGAUAUUAUGGAUUUUUUGUGGAUGACUUGAUGGUUAGCAAAAUAAAGAACAAAGAAGGAUAAUUCAGAUAGCUGAGCAGAAUAUACAAGAACAGGUAGUGGAAAUCAAUUCUUCUUCAUCUUUAGGAGCUGUUAAGAAAGAGCAUUGAUUUUAAGAUAAAAACUAUUGAGGAAACAAGAUUGAAGACUGUGAUAUAUGUUGAUGCUUUUAUACACAUGCUUACAGAGAUUAUGGACGGGGAUGAUAUGGGAAGGCGAAACAUAUAAAGGAGAUUGAAGUUU
Molecule: messenger RNA, 1543 nt
Organism: Arabidopsis arenosa
Lineage: Eukaryota; Viridiplantae; Streptophyta; Magnoliopsida; Brassicales; Brassicaceae
Source: the annotation of a GenBank genome assembly